GAGAGAGGGAGGAGGGAGGGAAAGCAGGAAGGGGGCUGGAGAGGGCCAGGCUGGGUGGCUGGACUGGGUGCUGGCUGCGCUGCGCUGCUCUCAGCUCCCACGGCCUCUCCCAUGCGCUGAAGGCGCCCGGCUGGGCCGGGCCGGCGGCCGGAGGGGAGGCUCCUCUCCAUGGUCCAGAAGACCAGCAUGUCCCGGAGCCCUUACCCACCCUCCCAGGAGAUCCCCAUGGAGGUCUUCGACCCCAGUCCACAGGGCAAAUACAGCAAGAGGAAAGGGCGGUUCAAAAGAUCAGAUGGGAGUACAUCCUCGGAUACAACAUCCAACAGCUUUGUCCGCCAGGGCUCAGCGGAGUCCUACACCAGCCGCCCGUCAGACUCGGAUGUGUCUCUGGAGGAGGAUCGAGAAGCCUUAAGGAAGGAGGCAGAGCGCCAGGCCUUGGCACAGCUUGAGAAAGCCAAGACCAAGCCAGUGGCAUUUGCUGUGCGCACCAAUGUCGGCUACAAUCCAUCUCCCGGGGAUGAGGUGCCUGUGCAGGGGAUGGCCAUCACCUUUGAGCCCAAGGACUUCUUGCACAUCAAAGAGAAAUAUAACAAUGACUGGUGGAUUGGCCGGCUGGUGAAGGAGGGCUGUGAGGUUGGCUUCAUCCCCAGCCCCGUCAAACUGGACAGUCUGCGUCUGCUGCAGGAGCAGAAGCUGCGUCAGAACCGCCUCAGCUCCAGCAAAUCAGGUGACAACUCCAGCUCCAGUCUGGGAGAUGUGGUGACUGGUACCCGCCGCCCCACACCCCCUGCCAGUGCCAAACAGAAGCAGAAGUCGACAGAGCAUGUGCCCCCCUAUGACGUGGUGCCUUCCAUGAGGCCCAUCAUCCUGGUGGGACCGUCGCUCAAGGGCUAUGAGGUUACAGACAUGAUGCAGAAAGCUUUGUUUGACUUCUUGAAGCAUCGGUUUGAUGGCAGGAUUUCCAUCACUCGUGUGACAGCAGAUAUUUCUCUGGCUAAGCGCUCAGUCCUCAACAACCCUAGCAAGCACAUCAUCAUUGAGCGCUCUAACACACGCUCCAGCCUGGCUGAGGUGCAGAGUGAGAUUGAGCGAAUCUUUGAGCUGGCUCGGACCCUUCAGUUAGUGGCGCUGGAUGCUGACACCAUCAACCACCCGGCCCAGCUCUCCAAGACCUCGCUGGCUCCCAUUAUUGUUUACAUCAAGAUCACCUCUCCCAAGGUACUCCAGAGGCUCAUCAAGUCCCGAGGGAAGUCUCAGUCCAGACACCUCAAUGUCCAAAUAGCAGCCUCGGAGAAGCUGGCUCAAUGCCCUCCUGAAAUGUUUGACAUCAUCCUGGACGAGAACCAAUUAGAGGAUGCCUGCGAGCACUUGGCCGAGUAUUUGGAAGCCUAUUGGAAGGCCACACACCCACCCAGCAGCACUCCGCCCAAUCCGCUGCUGAACCGCACCAUGGCAACCGCAGCCCUGGCGGCCAGCCCUGCCCCUGUCUCCAACCUCCAGGGACCCUACCUUGCUUCCGGGGACCAGACGCUGGAACGGGCCACCGGGGAGCACGUCAGCGUGCACGAGUACCCGGGGGAGCUGGGCCAGCCCCCAGGCCUUUACCCCAGCAGCCACCCACCAGGCCGGGUGGGCACCCUGCGGGCACUAUCCCGCCAGGACACGUUUGAUGCUGAUACCCCCGGCAGCCGAAACUCUGCCUACACGGAGCUGGGAGACUCGUGUGUGGACAUGGAGACUGACCCCUCAGAGGGGCCAGGGCUCGGAGAUCCUGCAGGGGGAAGUACCCCACCAGCCCGGCAGGGCUCUUGGGAGGAUGAGGAAGAAGAAUAUGAGGAAGAGCUGACUGACAACCGGAAUCGGGGCCGGAAUAAGGCCCGCUACUGUGCUGAAAGUGGGGGUCCUGUUCUGGGGCGCAAUAAGAAUGAGUUGGAGGGCUGGGGGCGAGGUGUCUACAUCCGUUGAGUGGCAGAGGCAACAGGAUUGGCUCUGAGUCCUGGGGAGGGGAGGGACAGUGGGGUCACUAUCUUCGAUACACCUUGUCUCCAGGCAAUCCUGACUCCCUCCUUUCAGAUGCCUUUGCUCAAUGUUU
Messenger RNA from Elephantulus edwardii (Cape elephant shrew), 2092 nucleotides. RefSeq names its product calcium channel, voltage-dependent, beta 1 subunit (gene CACNB1). The transcript is spliced from 14 exons. Gene Ontology annotation, molecular function: protein binding; high voltage-gated calcium channel activity. Lineage: Eukaryota; Metazoa; Chordata; Mammalia; Macroscelidea; Macroscelididae. The record is from RefSeq and is a predicted model, not a curated record. Gene Ontology annotation, cellular component: voltage-gated calcium channel complex. Gene Ontology annotation, biological process: regulation of voltage-gated calcium channel activity; neuromuscular junction development; chemical synaptic transmission. Bases 169 to 1965 code for a protein of 598 amino acids.